GGGGCGGCAGUCUGCGCCGCGACGCCGCGCCGGACGCACGCCACUCGCCGCGCCGCCGGCCCGCACACGUGACGCGACGUGCCCGCUAGUGCCCUGUGUGUAUAUGUGUGCGUGUGGGGACAUGGGGCGGUGAUGCUGCUUCUGCUGCUGCUGAGCCUGGGGGCGGCGGCGGGGGGGAGCGCGCUGCGGCGGCGCGGGGAGGGGCUGCGGGCGCUGCCGCCGCUGCCCGCCAACCUGCAGGACUUGGACGUGUCGGACAACAACAUCACGGCGCUGCCGCCCGACGCUCUGCUCGCCGCGCCCGACCUCAGAGAACUGAACCUGUCCCUGAACCCGCUGCAGGAGCUGUCGCUGUCGUCGCGGCGCCUCGCGAGGCUGUGGGCCGCGCGCUGCCGCCUGCGCCUCGCGCCGCGCCUCGCCGCGCCCGCGCUGCGCUACCUGUCGCUGGCGGACAACGAGCUGGAGGAGCUGGAGGACGGCGCGCUGCAGCUGCCCGCGCUGCACACGCUCAUCCUGAAGCGGAAUCGGAUCUCGUACAUCUCGGAUAAAGCGUUCGCGGGCACGCCGGCGCUGCGCGUGCUACGCCUGGAGGAGAACCAGCUGUCGGAGGCGCCGGCCGCGCUGCAGCUGCUGCCGAGCCUCGAGGACCUAUCUCUGGCGCACAACCGCAUCUGGUCGCUGGGCCCGGGCGCGCUGUCGCCGCGCGGGGGCGCGGGGGGCGCGGGGGCGGCGCUGGUGCGGCUGGACCUGGGCGGCAACCCGCUGUCGCGCCUGCACCCCGCCGCGCUCGACAAUCUGCCGCGCCUCGUGUCCCUGUCGCUGUCGGGCUGCCGCGCGCUGGGCUCGCUGCCGGCGCUGGCGGGCGCGGCGCGGCUGCGGCUGCUGCGCGCCGACCGCGCCGCGCUGCCCGCCGCCGCCGCCGCCGACGUGGCGCGUCUGUGCCGCCACGCGCCCGCGCUGCGCACGCUGGACUUGAAGUCGAACUUUCUGGAAGAAAUCCCGGACCUGGAGGCGUGCACGGAGCUCAGAGUGCUCGAGCUGUCGUACAACCGCGUGGCGUCGCUAUCGGGGCUGCACGCGCGGCGCCUGCACGACCUGCUGCUGGCCGGCAACCGCCUGCGCGCCGUCCCCGCCGCCGCCUUCCGCCGCGCCCCCCGCCUGCAGCUGCUGGACCUCGAAGACAACGAGAUAGAGCACAUCGAUAUUGAAGCCUUCCUGCCCAUCGAGAAACUUGAAGACUUGAACGUGGGCAACAACCGGUUUCCCUCGCUGCCGGCGGGCGGGCUGCAGUGGCUGCGGCAUCUCAAGGCGCACAACAACCCGCGCCUCAAGCACUUCCAUCCGCCGCAGCUGCUGCCGCGCAUACAGACGCUGGUGCUGUCGUACGCGUACCACUGCUGCGAGUACCUGCCGGCGUGGGAGGGCGGGUCGCUGGGCGCGGCGGGGGCGGGCGCGGGGGAGGGGGCGGAGGGCGCGGGGGGUGCGGGGCUCACGGACCUGGUGCUGGUGCCGCCGCCGCGCGCCGACCUCGCCGCCUGGGCCAACGCCACCGACCUCUACACGCACUACUUGAAUGCGACUGGGCAGAGUGCGGCGGAGCUGCGCGAGGCGCUGGCGGCGUGGAGCAAGGAGUGGGGCGCGCGGGGGGGGCGGGGGGCGCGCUCGGCGGGGCAGUCCAUGGUGCAGUGCCUGCCCAUGCCAGGUCCGUUCCUGCCGUGCGUGGACCUGUUCGACUGGUGGUCGCUGCGCUGCGGCGUGUGGGCCGUGCUGCUGCUGGCGCUGCUGGGCAACGGCACGGUGGUGCUGGUGCUGCUGGUGUCGCGCGCGCGCCUGGACGUGCCGCGCUUCCUCGUGGCCAACCUGGCGGCCGCCGACUUCUGCAUGGGGCUGUACCUGGGCGUGCUGGCCGUGGUGGACGCGGGCACGCUGGGCGAGUUCCGCGCGCGCGCGCUGGCCUGGCAGCUGUCCGGGGCGUGCCGCGCCGCCGGCUUCCUGGCCGUGCUGUCCGCCGAGCUGUCCGUGUACACGCUGGCCGUCAUCACGCUGGAGCGCAACUACGCCAUCACGCACGCCAUGCACCUCAACAAGCGGCUGUCGCUGCGCCACGCGGCCGGCGUCAUGGCGGCGGGCUGGCUGCUGGCGCUGGGCGCCGCCGCGCUGCCGCUGCUGGGCGUGUCCGACUACCGCAAGUUCGCCGUGUGCCUGCCCUUCGAGACGUCCACGCCGGGCGCGCUGGCGUACGUGCUGGCGCUGCUGGCGGCCAACGGCGUGGCCUUCCUCGUGCUGCUCGGGUGCUACCUCAAGAUGUACUGCGCCAUCCGCGGCUCGCAGGCGUGGAACAGCAACGACUCGCGCAUCGCCAAGCGCAUGGCGCUGCUGGUGUUCACGGACUUCCUGUGCUGGUCGCCCAUCGCCGUGUGCGCGCUCACGGCGGCCCUGGGCGCGCCGCUCGUGGGGCUCGAGGCCGCCAAGGUGUUCACGGUGUUCGUGCUGCCGCUCAACUCCUGCUGCAACCCCUUCCUGUACGCCAUCCUCACCAAGCAGUUCAAGAAGGACUGCACGCUCGUGUGCAAGGCCAUCGAGGAGUCCCGCGUGACGCGCGGCAUCGGGCGCUGCCGCCACUCCAGCAACUUCAGCAACCGGCAGACCCCGGCCAACACCAACAGCCUGGGCGAGCGCUCCUCGCGAGGCCACGCGCCGUCGUGCGCCUGCCGCCGCCUGCUGGCGCCGCCGCCCCCGCCCGCGCCCCGCGCCGCGCGCCUGCUGGCCUGGCUGCGCGCCGCCGCCCGCCGCGCGCCCCCCGCGCCCCCCGCGCGCGCCCCCGCGCCCCCCGCGCCCCGCGCCGGCUCCGUGUCCUCGUCGGUCGAGUUCUCGUCGUCCCGCUCGGACUCGUGGCGCGCGUACGGCGGCCGCCCCCCGCCCCCGCGCCGCGCCGCCUCCUGGCUCGUGGCGCGCAAGACCAGCCAGGACUCGAACCUGUCGUCGUCGCGCAACGACUCGUCGGGCUCGGCGGCCACGGCCAGCACGGGCACGUGGCGCACGUCGCGCUCGGCGGGCAGCGCGGCGGGCGCGGCGGGGGCGGGGGCGGGGGGCGCGGGGGGCGCGGGGGCGGCGCGGCCCCGGCUCACGCGGCAGCCGGCGGUGCUGGGCGAGGAGCCGCCGGGGUCGCCUCCCCCCCGCACGCUCACCACCAUCCCCUCGGCCGCCGAGCCCGACGCGCCGCCCGACGCGUUGCUCGACUGAUCGCGCCGCGCGUCGCUCCGCACAGACCAGUGUCUUAUCUCGCCGUCCACUAGCCGCCGCCGCCGCCGCCGCCGGCAGUCUGCUACUCUUCACUGAGUUCUCCUUCCUCACUACACAUCCUCAAUGUGUAUGAAACCUUCAUAGGGUAGGCUAUGUAAAUCAAAAUAAAAAAGUAAGUAAGUUAUACAUAAUGAAAGAGAGUCCAUGAACCAUGACAAUUAAACAAAACUUUUUGUAGAUAAAGUAUUUAUUUAUAAAUAUAACCAUUAAAUUGUAUUUAAACCUGUAGUUAGGUAUAUUAUUAUGUAUGCAAAUGCAAAUACAUAAGUUACCUACUAGUAGGAGGUAGUAUACCUGUAAGUACGUGUAUUACAUUAGCCAAUGUUCGACCUGUAAAUAUUAAAUCGCGAUUAGACUUAAGGACUUCAAAAGCCUCCCGGGCACUAACCUUCAGUAUUUCAGAAACAGUAUAUUUUAUUAAGAAAGUAUUAUAAAGUGUUAUGUAUGUAGAUACUAAUAAAGAUGCUACUUAGGUCAUUCAUUGUUUUGUUUAAAAUUAAAGAACUGUUUUUUAAUAAUAUAACUUAUAUGAGAUUAUUAACUAUUUACAAUAUUUAAAUAUCGGAUGGAUCCUGAUAGAUGAGUACCUAUCAUGACAGCUAUUACAAACAUCACUAACUAUCCUUCGAUAAACUCAACUUUGUGAUAUAAUUGUACAAUGCUCAAUAUUAAACACUGUUUUUAUUUCAUUUGUUUUUUAUAUAUUAAUAAUUUAUUAUGUAACUAUACAAAGUUUUUAUAAUGUUUUAUAAGCUUUAAAGCUCGUUGUUAGACUGCUCUAGAAAUCUGUCUGUUAUGUUUUAAUAUAUUUUAAGUACUAUCCACUGCCAUAAUAAUAAUUAUAAUUACAUUAAUAUAAUAAUAAUUGUCAAUAAAUUUGGAUAGGUACCUACGCCUACGUUCAGUAAUGUACCUAUGGAUGGAGAUCCUCCUAGGCACUGUCAUC
This is a messenger RNA of Plutella xylostella (diamondback moth), 4249 nucleotides long. RefSeq names its product G-protein coupled receptor rickets. Gene Ontology annotation, biological process: activation of adenylate cyclase activity; hormone-mediated signaling pathway; adenylate cyclase-activating G protein-coupled receptor signaling pathway. The record is from RefSeq and is a predicted model, not a curated record. NCBI's taxonomy places the organism in Eukaryota, Metazoa, Arthropoda, Insecta, Lepidoptera, Plutellidae. Gene Ontology annotation, molecular function: G protein-coupled peptide receptor activity; protein-hormone receptor activity; protein binding. Gene Ontology annotation, cellular component: plasma membrane.